Syngnathoides biaculeatus (alligator pipefish) is the source of this 4018-nucleotide messenger RNA. RefSeq names its product LIM homeobox transcription factor 1, beta b (gene lmx1bb). Gene Ontology annotation, cellular component: nucleus. The coding region runs from base 1929 to 3098 and encodes 389 amino acids. The record is from RefSeq and is a predicted model, not a curated record. Gene Ontology annotation, biological process: neuron differentiation; regulation of transcription by RNA polymerase II. Gene Ontology annotation, molecular function: RNA polymerase II transcription regulatory region sequence-specific DNA binding; DNA-binding transcription factor activity, RNA polymerase II-specific. The transcript is spliced from 9 exons. Lineage: Eukaryota; Metazoa; Chordata; Actinopteri; Syngnathiformes; Syngnathidae.
CUGCUGGCAGGACUUUUUGGUUGUUGUUGUUGUUGUUGGGUUCCCUUGCACACCUGCUGCUGCAACUUGUUGUUGCUUUGUUUUCCUCUUCUUCGUCUUCCCUUUUCCGCCUUGCGGAAGUGAGAGUGGCCUGGUCAAGCAGGCAGGCCUCAUUAAAACACCGCCGCCCGGCUUCAGUCGCCCGAUUGACUUAUUGAUCCGAUGAUGUCAUUCACACAAGUAAGCUGCACUGAUGCUGUGAUGUUUUGUUCUACGUGCUUUUUUUUAAAGCGUAUCGAUCGAAAUGAAUCGGUAAUGCUCAGCUCAUGAUUCUGUUAGCUGAUCCAUCUUCUAAUAGAAGAUUGGAAUGCAGCCCCUCGUGACAACAGUGUCGGAAAUACGAAACUGGUCUUGCACUGGACUGUCGGGUGUGCCCAAUUUCGAGAAACCAUCUGUGCCCUUCAAUGAAAUCAUGGACGCGCGCACGUUCGGGUGAGGUGAUUGCAAAAUAGUCGUUUCAGAUGCAAUUCUGCUUGCGGGCGGCAGAGGGCGCGCCGAGCAAUCUGCUGCCGUCUUUCCAACUGAGGGACUGCAGGUCGCAUUCCGGAUGCCCUUCCAAGGCCUCGGGAAACCGCACGCGCUGGCUGCACCAGCACGUGAUCGCAGCUUGGGUUCGGUCAAACAAUAUUCAGCCGCCUAAUAUUAUUAUUAGUAAUAGGAGUAGGAAUAAGCAGCCUCCAUUGUUGCAAUCGAUACUACGUCCGGAUGUUGUCUUCUAAAAUAGCACAUAAAGCAACAAAUACCAUACGCAAAAAUAAUGUGAAAUGAUCUCUAUAAUAACAACAUUCAGUCCCUCCAUUUUUAAUUCAUCUUAUGUGUAUUUUUCUUCCGAAAUCGAUCCCAUCCCGUUUUUAUUGUUAUUUUUAUUAACUGAGACACUGACCUACAUGUGCUUACAUUGUCUUUCUGCAUGUGCAAAAUAUUUUUUUUAAUCUUAUGUAAACAUUUAAUUCGUUCCCUGUCUCCACAGUGGUACUGUUUUUUAAUUGCUCUAAACGACCUAAUAAAUUAUGUAAUAAUAGCUCAAGAUACUCUCCGGUCUUUUCUAUAGUAUGGACUGUUAUUUAAUAUUCAGCAAAAAAAUGUUCUGCUCUUUUUAUUCUGAUAAUUUUUGUGAUUAUGUGUAUGUUUUCUGUAAUCAAUCAACUUUGGUCGUGCAGCUUCCAAAUGAAACAAAAGAGAAAAUUAAAAAACGACAAGAAACCUAUCCAUGCUCAAACCCACACAGAAAUUACACGUGGGAACUAUUGUGAUUUUAUUAACAAAUUUAACGUCGUUCAAGUUAUUUUUACAGUACAUUUUGCAAAGGGUCAAAUUCUUGCCAUUUAAUGUUGACUGGUGUGUUGCGGGGAUUUCUCGAUGAUGAUGAUAAUGAGGAGGAGGAGGAGGAGGAGGAGGAAGAUUUGGUGUAAUAUCGUUGUUGUUGUUGUUGUUGUUGUUUGUGACGAUUGGGCCGCGUGCAGCCCGCGGCCGCGCUCUCCAAUCGCGUCCCAAAGCUCGUGCGUGGGGAGUGAAAAAGUGCAGCCAUGCAUGCACUCGGGUGGGAGGUUCCACUCGCCUCAAUCACGAUGUGAGACUUGAGCAGCGACACGAGCACAAGCGAGCGAGCGAGCGAGCAAACCUCCCGCUUGACUUGCUGCCCGCCGGCCGGCCGGGACUCGAACCUUCCCAUCUGCGUCUCCUGUCUUGUCCACGGACGGACUCUUCCGAUUGGAUCCGCUCGUCGCUCCGACGACACGCGAAGGCGCCCACGGCUCGGGUUUUCACAGGUCGCAAGCGCGGCUCGGCUCGUUCCCGGCUCUGACUGCGGGUGUGCGCGUGCGUGUGCACGCGUCUUGGCUCUCGCAACAGGUCCGCUGUCACUGGAAGCACAAUCCGCGACGCGCACCAUGCUGGACGGCAUCAAAAUCGAAGAGCAUCCCCUGCGAUCGGGACCGGCGCUUGGCGUCAUGCUCGCAGGGACGGAGUGCCAGCAGCUGCAACAGCAACAGCAGCAGCAGCAGUUGCAGCUGCAGGCCGUGUGCGAAGGCUGCCGCCGGGCCAUCUCCGACCGCUUCCUCCUGAGGGUCAACGAAUCGUCGUGGCACGAAGAGUGUUUGCAGUGCACCGUUUGUCAGCAGCCUCUCAUCACCAGCUGCUACUUCAGAGAAAGGAAACUUUACUGCAAGCACGACUACCAACAAUUGUUUGCAACCAAGUGCAGCGGGUGCCUGGAGAAGAUCGCCCCGACGGAGUUUGUGAUGCGAGCUCUGGAGUGCGUCUACCACCUGAACUGCUUCUGCUGCUGCGUGUGCGACCGCCAGCUCCGAAAGGGCGACGAGUUUGUCUUGAAGGAGGGUCAGCUGCUGUGCAAAGUGGACUACGAGAGGGAGAAGGACCUGCUCAGCUCGGUCAGCCCGGAUGACUCAGACUCAGAAAAAAGCGACGACGAAGAAUUGGACAUCAAGCCGGAGAAAGGAGGCAUAGGAGGCCAGGGGAAAGGAGACGACAGCAAGGAUCCUAGGAGACCCAAAAGGCCACGGACCAUUCUGACCACUCAGCAGAGACGAGCCUUCAAGGCCUCGUUUGAGGUGUCCUCAAAACCUUGCAGGAAGGUGAGGGAGACGUUGGCUGCAGAGACUGGACUCAGUGUUCGAGUGGUCCAGGUGUGGUUCCAGAACCAGAGAGCUAAGAUGAAGAAGUUGGCCAGACGACAGCAGCAACAGCAAGAACAACAGAAUUCCCAGCGACUCGGGCAAGAAGUCCUGUCCAAUCGGAUGGAGGGGAUGAUGAGCACCUUCACGCCGCUGCCUCCGCCGCAGCAGCAGCUGGUCGCCAUGGAUCAGAACGGCUACAGCACAGACCCCUUCCAACAGGGGCUCACCCCCCCGCAGAUGCCAGGGGACCACAUGAACCCGUACGGUAACGAUUCUGCAUUCCACGACAUAGACAGCGACACGUCUUUAACCAGCCUCAGUGACUGCUUCAUGGCGUCGUCGGAAGUCAACUCCAUGCAGGCCCGUGUGGGAAACCCCAUCGACCGCCUGUACUCCAUGCAAAACUCGUAUUUUGCAUCAUGAAAAGACAAGGACGAGAACACACGCCCGCACACCUACACGAACACACACACACACACACAAGCGUAACAGCACAAAAUAAACUGCCCAUCUCGAGCCGAAGCCCAUCGCUCGCCAGUUUGCGGAUACGACGCCCGCGUUGGCUUCCUCCAAGAUUGCCAAACCACUCGUAAGAAGACAGUCAAGACUCCUGGGACAUUUAAAAAAAAAAAAAAAACUACAUCCCUCACUGGAGAUUCUGUAUUCCUCUUUUCUUUGUUCGCUAGUAGAUAUAAAAGCCGCUGUCACAUUCUCAAAAGCGGCAGUGAAUUUCUACAGUGCAUGAUCAGUUAUAAACCAAACUUUUCUAAUUCACCCCCUCCCGCCCACCCUUCCCCGAUUAAGACGUGGUGUUCGGAUUGUUUCUCCUUAACACUACGUGCUUUACCAUGUUUACCGCUAGCAUUUUCAUCCCUAUGGAUAGGUACUAGAUAUUGUGUUCAUAGUAAAUAGCUGCAGCAUGUCUGCAAGAGUGACUGUACAUUUUGUGUAUGUUUGAGAGUUUGUGAUGAGAAAGAAGUGUUUAGAGGACUUAAAAAAAACACACACAAAAAAAAAAAACGGCAGAGAAUAUGGUGGACUAGUCAGAUCAGUGAAAUGUAAAUAAAUACUUUUCUGAGGCAAAUUGGAUGUGCAUGUUAGAAAUGGAAAGCAUUCUAUUUAUUUAACUAUAACAGGCUCUUGAAGGUACAUAUUAAAAAUGAAAAGCUUUAUUUAAAAGGGAGAACUUUCUUGUCGAGCAAUUAGUGAGUUCACAAGUUUCACGACUUACCUGUGAUGCCAUUUUAAUAUGAAGAUUAACCCCUUUUUUUUUUCUUGGCCCAGCUGUAAAUGAGCAAUGUGCUAUUUAUUUCGUACAGACCAUAAACUCUUUGUUGUCAUUG